UCGUGCGACCGCGACAUUCGCCGUCGCGUUCGUACCGCUGGCACGUAAAAGUAACCUAGAAACGUUUGUGAAUUAACUAAUAAUACAAAUGUUGCUUGUAUUUUUCAAUAAAACGGUGUUAUUAGUAAUUUAGUGAAACAUACAUUUAACUGAAGUGAUAUAACUGAAGGAUCCUAUUGGAUUUAAUUAUAAAGUGUUACAACACAGUGAAUUUGGCGAAAUCAAAAGUUUCUAAGGACAAAAUGUUCCUUUUGGUGGGCUGUCAUCGGGCAGCCCCCAAAUAUUGUGGAAAAAUGUGGUGGUAUAUUUUAUUUAGUGUAUUGUUUACAAAGACAUUUGGAGUUACGGGUUCUAAUAUCACUGCAGUUUCUUCUAGCAAGGUGUGCUCGCAAAAGCAGUUCCAAUGUGCAAACGGGAAGUGCAUACCGAUAUCGUGGUUGUGUGAAGGAGACAACGAUUGCGGCGACAACUCAGAUGAAAAUAUUGAGGAAUGCAAAAAAGAAAGUCGUACGUGUACAUCGAACGAGUUCCGAUGCAAGACCGGCCGCUGCAUCCCACUGUCAUGGCGCUGCGACAACGAGAAGGACUGCUCCGACGGCUCCGAUGAAGAACCCGGCACGUGCACGGCACAGAGCAGCAACUGUCCGGAACACAAGUUUGUGUGCGCAAGCGGCCAGUGCAUACCGGCCGCGUGGCAUUGCGACGAUGCGCCUGAUUGCCCCGACGGCUCAGAUGAGCACCACUGUGAUGAGACAUGUCGCGCGGACGAGUUUACGUGUGGGAACGGCAAGUGCAUCCAGCAGAGGUGGGUUUGCGACGGCGACGAUGACUGCAGUGACGGCAGCGAUGAAGCCAAGUGCCCAGCGCCCACCUGUCAGCCACACGCACACUUCUCCUGCGCAGACGGUCAUUGCAUCUCCGCCAGGUGGCGCUGUGAUAGAGAUAUCGAUUGCCCCGACGGCAGUGAUGAGGCGGGUUGUCCAACAUCACCAAAGGUGAUUUCCCCAUGCGUGUCCACGGAGUUCCAGUGCCAUGAUCGCGUGACAUGCGUGCACAAGACGUGGGUGUGUGACGGAGACCGCGAUUGCCCUGACGGUGGGGAUGAGGCUCCAGAGAUCUGCAGAGGAAAUGUCACUUGCCGCAUCGAUCAGUUCCAAUGUAAAGACCACAGCUGCAUACCCGGCGCCCUCUACUGCAAUGGAGAGAAAGACUGCCCUGAUGGUAGCGAUGAACUGAAUUGCACGCGACCAAAACCGAUCUGCGACAGUAAAACGGAGUUUGAUUGUGGCGGCGGUAUGUGCAUACCGUUGUCAAAGGUGUGCGACAAAAAGCCUGACUGUCCCAACUUCGAGGACGAGCCACGGGACCGCUGCGGUGCCAACGAGUGCGCGACCAACAACGGCGGCUGUACGCAGCGUUGUAUCGACACUCCUGUCGGAUACUACUGCGACUGUGAUAAGGGUUACAAGCUGGUCGACAAUCGCACAUGUGAAGACAUCGACGAAUGCUUGGAUCCGGGCUCCUGCUCUCAGGUGUGCAGCAACGAGAAGGGAACCUUCAAGUGCGAAUGCUACUCGGGCUAUGCACGAGACCCGCGCGACCGCACGCGCUGCAAGGCCACCGAGGGCCACCCCUCGCUGCUGUUCGCGCGCCGCUUCGACAUCCGCAAGAUUAGCCUCGACCACCACGAGAUGGUCGCCAUUGUCAACGACACCAAGUCAGCGACAGCCUUGGAUUACGUCUUCCGUACUGGAAUGAUAUUCUGGAGCGAUGUCACCGAUGAAAAGAUUUAUAAAGCGCCAAUCGACGAGGGUAGUCUUCGCACAGUGGUGAUCGGCGAUCAGUUAAUAACAUCAGACGGGCUAGCUGUGGACUGGAUCUAUAACCACCUGUACUGGACGGACACAGGCAAGAACCACAUCGAGCUCUCAGACCUGCAGGGCAACAUGAGGAAGAUACUCAUCAGGGACAGUCUUGAAGAACCGAGGGCGAUUGCACUAAAUCCGCUGGAUGGAUGGAUGUACUGGACGGACUGGGGUCAGAAUCCGAAGAUUGAACGUGCUGGUAUGGACGGCUCACAUCGACAGACCAUCGUGUCCUAUGAUGUAAAAUGGCCUAACGGUCUAACACUGGAUCUCGUCAGGAAGCGGGUCUAUUGGGUGGAUGCUAAAAUGAGCACGAUAUCGUCUUGUAACUACGACGGCACCGCGCGGCGCCUGAUCCUGUACUCGACUGAUGUGCUACGUCACCCCUUCUCUAUCACCACGUUUGAGGACUGGGUGUACUGGACAGACUGGGACAAGACCGCAGUCUUCCGCGCAAACAAGUUCAAUGGGAAAAACGUCGAAGCAAUCACCUCAACACACACGCUGCAGAACCCGAUGGUGAUCCACGUGUAUCACCCGUACCGGCAGCCGGACGGAGUGAACCACUGCGCGGCGGUGAACGGGCACUGCUCGCACUUGUGUCUGCCCGCGCCGCAGCUCGGCCCCGCCGCGCCGCGCGUCGCCUGCGCCUGCCCCACCGGCCUGCGUCUGCUGCCCGACAACCAGAUGUGCGUCGAGGACAAUGCAAUAAAACCAGAUGUGGAGGUGCAUAAACCGAGAAAUGUUUCAAAUGAACCAAUAGUUGUUCACGAAAAACCUGUAACCACUGUACCUGAAACUCCAAAGACCAAUACGGGAAUCUCAUCGAGCGGGCGCGACGCGGGCGUCGUUGCUGGCAUCGUGAUAGCAGUGAUAACAGGAGUUGUUGUACUUGCUGCAUUGAUCAUCGUUGUAAUGUACCGUCACUACAUGCAUCGUAACGUCACAUCUAUGAACUUCGACAACCCAGUGUACAGGAAGACAACAGAGAACCAAUUCGCUCUCGAGCAGAAUGGCUAUGCUCCGGGAAGCAAGCUUUACCCCAGUACUGUGGGCGAAGAGGCACAAGAACCUCUUAAUACUCCCGGUACAAACGAGUAUGUAUAGUGCAAGAUCCGGCACUCAGUUUAUAAUAAUAUCAUUAAAUGUGAAAAGAAAACAAAGGACAUUGUGUUAGUACUGGAAAUGUGAUUGAACCAGUGAAUGUAACAUGCCAAUGUUUAAAGUGCUUAACCCAGAAGAAAUUUUAGCUUUAGUAUUAGAAAGUAUAGAAAAGUACAUGGCAACUAAAAAAGAUUGAUUUAUCUGUCAAGUGGCGCCACUGUCGCAAUCCUUUGAAAUUUAAUACUAAAGAUUUAGUUUCAUUUUUCGCCACUUUACAGAUAAGUCUGUCAGACUGUUAAGUUUGUGUCGUAAAUAUUAUGGAUUUCAAAAUGGCGACCGUCACAGCUGUCAAAAUUUGAUCGUCUUCUUAGUGUUCGAUAUACGUACAAUUGAAGUUAGCUUUGAUAUCGCACAUUCAGUAGAUGUGAUAUAUUUUCAUUUGUAGACUGUGAAUAGAAUAGAUAAGAGCAAUGAAUUUAUUGCAGUUACAAUGAUGCU
Molecule: messenger RNA, 3467 nt
Organism: Papilio machaon (common yellow swallowtail)
Lineage: Eukaryota; Metazoa; Arthropoda; Insecta; Lepidoptera; Papilionidae
Gene: LpR1
Product: low-density lipoprotein receptor
Exons: 16
Coding region: 243-2972 (909 amino acids)
Cellular component (GO): plasma membrane
Molecular function (GO): protein binding; calcium ion binding
Source: RefSeq, a predicted model, not a curated record